Liolophura sinensis is the source of this 2315-nucleotide messenger RNA. RefSeq names its product tubulin delta chain-like. Gene Ontology annotation, biological process: microtubule-based process. Bases 441 to 1802 code for a protein of 453 amino acids. The transcript is spliced from 3 exons. NCBI's taxonomy places the organism in Eukaryota, Metazoa, Mollusca, Polyplacophora, Chitonida, Chitonidae. Gene Ontology annotation, cellular component: microtubule. The record is from RefSeq and is a predicted model, not a curated record. Gene Ontology annotation, molecular function: GTP binding; structural constituent of cytoskeleton.
GUUUUCCUGUUAGCAAUGAAGUCAUCUGACUGGGAUGUCAGGAGAUGGAAAUCAUCUCUAGAGUCAGAUCUUACUGAAAUUUCCAGCUAAGGUGUUGAUCGAGUUAAGCGUGGAAAUCUGUCACAGCUCAGCUGCAGUACUCAGCCAUUAGUUUAGCGUGCUGUGGACGUGUGGUGGUGUUGUUGUAUCCCAUAUUUUCCUUCUAUCCCAGUUAUCUCACUUGAGCUGAAGUGAUCAAAGCUGAAAUCCCGUCCUGUUUGGAAAGAAAAUGGAAAGUAACGAAACAGAAAAUGCGUUGCUAGGAUGUGAAAUUAUGUUUGUGUGUGUGUGUGUAUCGGCAGGUAAAAUAUUGUAGUUUUCCAGGGCAGCAAUAGCGGUUUUUAUGCCGUUUUUAGGGUACAUAAAAAAAGGCAGCACAGACUGAAAGUCAAGGAGCCAAUAUGUCUGUUGUUACCCUGCAAGUAGGUCAGUGUGGAAAUCAAGUCGGCGGUCAAAUGUUUGGGACCUUAUUGGACGAUGCCUUCGCUAAGCCUUCCACGACUCAUGUGAGUGCUACAAAAAAUGAGGAAUAUAUACAGGAAGUGUGUAGUCGGUUUUUCAGUGAGGAUUCUGGGAAAAGGUCAGAAGAGGAACAUGAUCUGAAAGCGCGUGCAGUAAUGGUGGACAUGGAGCCAAAAGUGAUCGCACAGACCUGUGCAGAUGCACGGAGAACUGGAUUAUGGGCUUACCCAAGUAAACAGCAGUUCUGUCAGAAACGUGGAUCAGGGAACAACUGGGCACAUGGCUACAGUCUCCAUGGCAACAGGGUGUCGGAGCAGAUUUUGAGCAUGGUCCAGCGUGAAGCAGAAAAGUGUGAUUAUAUUGGUGGGUUUUUGGCGCUGAUGAGUUUAGCGGGCGGUACCGGGUCAGGCUUGGGCGCUCAUCUCACACAGAGUUUGAGGGAUGAAUUCCCCCACUCCUUCAUUGUCAACCAAGUUGUGUGGCCGUACAAUACAGGGGAGGUAAUUGUGCAAAAUUACAAUGCCCUCUUGACUCUGUCGCAUUUGUAUCAAACAGCAGAUGCCAUCCUGGUGUUGGAAAAUGAUGACCUCCAUCGUGUCUGCUCCCAGCUGAUGAAUCUCAAGAAAAUUUCCUUCAGAGAUAUUAAUUGGGUGAUUUCUAUGAAGAUGGCCGGUUUCCUUCAACCAGUGUUUGCCGGAAGGUCAUGUGACCGGCUGGUUACCAAUCAUUUAGGUGACCUACUGGAGCACCUGGUACCCCAUCCAGACUACAAACUGCUCACAGUGAAGAACAUUCCUCAGAUGUCUGACCAGGCUGUAGAGUUCAGCACAUACCAGUGGCCAGGUCUCCUCAAACAUCUCCGUCAGAUGCUCAUUGCCAAUGCUGCCAUGGAGGAAGGUAUAAACUGGCAAGUUACCGUUGGCGACCAGACUCCGAGGGGCACAAUCAAGCACAACCGAUGUCUAGCUAAUCUUCUGACACUAAGGGGAAGGGACCUGGCAACAGCUGAUUCAUCUCCUUUCUCGGAGCCCAGACUCUAUGCCAGCUGGAUGCCUGCAGAUUGUACCCUGAAAGAGUGGGCUCAGCCAAGGGCCUUUAGCAGAUACGAGAAGUGUGGAACUCUGCUGAGCAACAGCAGGUCUGCCAUUGGUCCUCUGGAUCAUGUGAUCGGCAAGGCCUGGAGGAUGUUUUCUGCUCGUGCGUACGUCCACCAGUAUGUCAAGCAUGGACUCACAGAAGAUGACUUUUUAGACAGUUUUGCUACCUUGGAACAGAUUCUAGACAAUUAUAGGACCUUGUGACACAGUACUGGGAACUAAUUGGUUUAUGCUGAAAUAAGGAGACAUCCAGUAUGAGUUUAUUUGUCCUUUGACAAGAAAUUAUUUUUCCAUUUUAUUUCUCAGUGAUUCCACUUGUGAACUUGUACAUUUUUAGCUUUGCUGUAUGAAGUACAGAUGUGGCUUAUGUCUUAUCCUGAGCAUUCGAGUCAGUGUUAUUUAAUAACAGUGUUAAACAACAGGGAAAGCAAUAUGAAACAAAAUGUUGGGGAUGGUACAUGGAUCUAAACAAACACUGCAUGUAUUGAACUCAGGUUUUGCGCACAUGUAGAGCACAGGGGCAGUCUCAUCAGUAUGCCAGGGUUCAACUCAUGUGUUGUACAGGGGCAGUCUCACCAGUAUCCCACGAUUAACCUCAUCUGUUGUACAGGGUCAGUCUCACCAGUAUACCAGGGUUCAACUCAUCUGUUGUACAGGGGCAGUCUCAUAAGUAUGCCAGGGUUCAACUCAUCUGUUGUACAGGGGCAGUCUCACCAG